GUGUUUGCAUCAGCGUGGUCAGCACUCACCGGCGAAGUUACUACUGAGCAGCGGCUUGUCUUGUUUAAAAGUGAUAAAAAAUAACAACCAGUCUUUAGUUUGUGUGGCAACCAACGGACAAAUGAAUCUGUUCGUAAGUGAAGGCAACCCGCACUGCCUGAAGGCGCUAGCAGCGUUAGAAGCGACGGGAGUGCAGUGCGGCGUCCAGUUUGUCAACCACGAUGAAAGGGUGGUGCCUUUCCUCAGCCGUCCAACAUUGCCAGCUUUGGUCCUGCCCAGUGGACAAUACCUUUUCAGUUCCAAUGCCAUCUGCCGAUACCUGUUUGAAGUAAAUGGACAAGAAUGCAGUGAGCUUUGCGAUCAAUGGCUGGAAUGGGAGGCCACAGUUCUUCAGCCUGCAUUGCAGCAGGCUCUUCACAUGGCAGUGCUGCAGGGGAAGAGUUCAGAGGUGUCCAAGGUUCUCCAGGGUCCAAUAAACGUCUUGGAACAAAGCUUGAGCAAAAGGAACACACCUUAUUUAACUGGGGAUUCUGUUUCAGCUGCUGAUCUUGUUUUGUGGGCCGGAUUCUUUCCUGUUUUAUCUGAUUCUUCACUAACACUGGGUGAACACAAGUCUUUGAAGGCUUGGUUUGACCGUGUGGCUGCUAUGAACGCUUGUCAGUCUGCUGCUCAGAAAGUGCUACAGGGAAAAGGUCUGCAGGGCAUGAAAAGCUAUAUGCUGAGGCAGCCUGCUCCUCAGAGCAGCCAGUGCAGAGAGACACAGCCAUGCAAUAGCAACUCUGCUGAGGAAGAAGGAGGUGAGCGUGUUGUUUCAGAGGAGGAGAUGGAAGCAGCAGCUCUCACUUGGAGUAAGGGUUUGAACACUUGCCCUCCAGCUACAAAAAAGCAACACCCCAUUUUGCCUCAGGAGGGCAAGCGAAAUGUCCUGGUGACCAGCGCCUUGCCUUAUGUCAAUAAUGUUCCCCACCUGGGUAACAUUAUUGGCUGUGUCCUCAGUGCUGAUGUCUUCUCCAGGUAUGGCCACCUACGAGGCUGGAAUAUGUUGUUUGUGUGUGGCACAGAUGAGUAUGGCACUGCUACAGAGAACAAGGCCAGAGAGGAGGGCCUGACACCCCAACAGAUCUGUGACAAGUACCAUGCUGUUCACUCCAGCAUCUACAAAUGGUUCCAGAUUGACUUUGACUAUUUUGGCAGAACCACCACCGAGAAGCAGACAGAGAUAGCUCAAGAUAUUUUCUGGCGACUUCAUGAGCGUGGUUUCCUAAUAGAAGACACAGUGGAGCAGCUACGCUGUGAAAACUGUCAGCGAUUCCUGGCUGACCGCUUUGUAGAAGGUAUCUGUCCACACUGCAGUUACCCUGAAGCUCGUGGUGACCAGUGUGACAAGUGUGGGCGACUCAUCAAUGCUGUGGACCUCAGGGAACCUCAAUGUAAGGUCUGUAGGCAGACUCCAGUCAUCCGCUCCUCUAAGCAUCUUUUCCUGGACCUGCCAAAGCUGGAAAGUCAGUUGGAGCAGUGGCUGGAGAAGUCAACCAGCACAGGAGAUUGGACAGCAAAUGCCAAACAGAUCACUCGCUCCUGGCUAAGAGAUGGACUCAAACCUCGCUGCAUCACCAGAGACCUGCAGUGGGGAACACCAGUACCUCACGCUGACUUUAAAGAGAAGGUGUUCUACGUGUGGUUUGAUGCCCCCAUUGGUUAUCUGUCCAUUACGGCCAACUACACCAGCGAAUGGGAGAAGUGGUGGAAGAAUCCCCAUCAGGUGGAGCUGUACAACUUCAUGGCCAAAGACAAUGUGCCUUUUCACAGUGUGGUGUUCCCCUGCUCUCUACUGGGAGCCCAGGACAACUACACUCUUGUCAACCACCUCAUUGCCACAGAAUAUCUGAAUUAUGAGGACACAAAGUUCUCCAAGAGCCGUGGUGUGGGUGUGUUUGGAGACAUGGCGAAGGACACCGGUAUCCCUUCUGAUGUGUGGAGAUUCUACCUCCUGUAUGUGCGUCCAGAGGGACAGGAUUCAGCUUUCUCUUGGGCAGACAUGGCUCUGAAGAACAACUCUGAACUGCUCAACAACCUGGGCAAUUUCAUCAACAGAGCUGGCAUGUUUGUCACCAAGUUCUUUGAGGGCUGUGUGCCUGUGAUGGAGCUACAGGAGGAAGAUAAGAAGCUUCUGGCUCUGGUGAGCUGGGAGCUGCAGCAGUACAUCCAGCUCAUGGACAAAAUCAAAAUCCGCGAUGCGCUGAAACACAUCCUGAAUAUCUCUCGUCACGGCAAUCAGUACAUUCAGGUCAAUGAACCCUGGAAGAAGAUCAAGGGAGGAGAUUCAGAAAGGCAGCGUGCAGGCACGGUGACUGGUGUGUCUGUGAAUAUUGCGUGCUUGCUGUCGGUGAUGCUCUUCCCGUAUAUGCCAGCGGUCAGCCAAACAAUCAGGGAUCAACUCAACGCCCCUCCAUCUUGCAUCAACACCAUGUUAGAAGGCAAUGGCACCUUUGUAUGUUCCCUGAGUGCAGGCCACCGGAUUGGCGCAGUCAGUCCGUUAUUCCAGAAACUGGAGGCGGAUCAGAUUGAAGCUUUGAAGAAGAAAUUUGGUGGACAGCAGCCUGAAGAUGAACCACCUAAGAAGAAGACAACAGUUCGUAACGCUGCCAGCGCUCAGUCUGCUGCUGUGCCAGCUCCUGCUGUAGCUGUUGAGGUGGGGACGGUGACCCAAGUGGACCCGGAGAAAGCCAAGCAGCUCACCCAGGCUGUGGCGGAGCAGGGGGAGAAGGUCCGAGCACUCAAAGCCCAGAAAGCAGAGAAGGCCGUGAUCACAGCAGAGGUGGCCAAACUGUUGGACCUUAAGAAACAGCUAGCCCUGGCUGAGGGGAAGAACCCUGAGCCUGCACCUCAAAAGGGCAAGAAGAAAUGAAAUUUAAAAAGGGAAAGAAAAAAGGACGGAGGUUAGUCUAAGUAUGGGUCGAGGUAUGAUAGUGGAGAACGGGAACAAGAUGUACACAGAGAGAGAGAGAGAGAGCAAGAUGAGGGUAUUAGCUUAAGGCAAAGCCGUGACAGGAUCUAAGACAAUGUGGUAUUGGCACUGAGGACUAAUGAAAUGCUGGAUAGGCCGACGGGGAAAUGAAAACAGACAAAGAGAGAGUCAAAUGAAUACAGCUACAGAAUGGAGGGAUUUUUUCAAAUCCCUACACCAAAAGAAACUGAUUUUAUACUCUCCCUGUGAUAAAGUCAGCAUACGAUAUUAGUGUUGGAAGGUGUGUUGUGCAUCUAAAGAUGUUUUUAUAUAUAUAUAUAUAAAUCCUCUGGAAAUUUGUUUUGCUACGAAUACCAUUUUUAGAUCCAUAAAAUAAA
Messenger RNA from Pelmatolapia mariae (spotted tilapia), 3345 nucleotides. RefSeq names its product methionyl-tRNA synthetase 1 (gene mars1). Gene Ontology annotation, biological process: methionyl-tRNA aminoacylation. The record is from RefSeq and is a predicted model, not a curated record. NCBI's taxonomy places the organism in Eukaryota, Metazoa, Chordata, Actinopteri, Cichliformes, Cichlidae. Gene Ontology annotation, cellular component: cytosol; aminoacyl-tRNA synthetase multienzyme complex. Gene Ontology annotation, molecular function: ATP binding; methionine-tRNA ligase activity. The coding region runs from base 122 to 2908 and encodes 928 amino acids. The transcript is spliced from 22 exons.